Messenger RNA from Parasteatoda tepidariorum (common house spider), 2658 nucleotides. Its product is annotated as cellular tumor antigen p53. Gene Ontology annotation, biological process: apoptotic process; regulation of transcription by RNA polymerase II. The record is from RefSeq and is a predicted model, not a curated record. Lineage: Eukaryota; Metazoa; Arthropoda; Arachnida; Araneae; Theridiidae. Gene Ontology annotation, molecular function: DNA-binding transcription factor activity, RNA polymerase II-specific; protein binding; RNA polymerase II cis-regulatory region sequence-specific DNA binding. Gene Ontology annotation, cellular component: nucleus.
UUCAAAUUGUGGAUAUAAGUUCAUGAUGUCUGCUGACGAUUCUGUUCAAGAGGUUGGCUCCUCCCAAGAGCUGCCUCUGUCCCAAGAGACUUUUCUAUAUGGUUGGAACAACAUACCCGCUGUUCUCAGAGAUAUGCUUUGUAGUGAAAACUUUAAUAUUUCGUUACACCCUGAAGAAACGAACUUAGUGCAAGGUCCCAUGAUGCAAAAUAAUGCCAGCCUUCCAUUGUCAACAAUUCCUGCCUCUUCACUUGUGCCACAGUCAUCCUUGCCCUCGACGGAGGAUUUGCCUGGUUUCUUCAAUUUUACAGUUACUGUGCCAGUCAAUGAAGCUGUUGCAUCUAAAAACUCAACAUUCGUAUAUUCCUCCAUGCUGAAAAGAUUGUAUGUGAGACUGGAUUCUCCUUGCCCCUUUAAUUUUUCUGUCAAUCAACACAUAGGGGCAUUAGUUCAGCCAUCUUUUGUCAGAGCCACCUUAUUUUAUUGUUCUCCAGAAAACAUUAACUAUGCAGUUAAAAGGUGCUGCAAUCAUAGGCGACCAGAUUCCGAAAAAGGAGACUUGCUAUGUGAGCAUAUUCUGAGGUCUGAAGGUCAGGGGGCAAAAUAUUUUAAGGAUUCGGUGACAGGACGAUGUAGCGUGUUGGUGCCUUUGGAAAAGCCUCCAAUGGGUCAAGAUUUCAGCACUUAUUUAUAUAAAUUCCUUUGCUAUACCUCAUGUACAGGCGGUCCUAAUCGACGCCCGAUGUCUGUUGUUUUUACGUUAGAGAACAUGUGUGAGAUUAUGGGACGUCGAAAGAUAGAUGUAAGAGUGUGUUCUUGUCCUUUGAGAGAUAAGACUUUAGAUGAAAACAGAUUUGCAAAUGAAAAUACAACAGACAAUGCAAUAUCUCCAAUGAUCAGAGAUAUGCCAAUUUCAUCGGAUUCCUCAUUGUCGGACAUCACUAAUGACUGCAAACGGGCUACCAAAUCUGCAAAGAGAAAGAAAGAGGAAGAUAGUAGCUCUGGAGAGGAAAAGGAAUUCAUAAUAAAAGUACGAAGUGAGGAGUGUUAUAGGUUCCUCAAGGGACUUAAGACGUGGUUCGACAUUAUGCAAAAUUGUAAGACGAUGAAAAAUAAUAAUUGGGUUCCUACUGUAAUUGAUGCUAGAAAUCUGCUGAAUGCACUAACUAGCAACAGUGAGAGCGAUGAGAAAUAAAGCAAGUAGUUUUUCUUGGAAAAACGAAAUCGCUAUGAGGACAUUCAUGUGUAUUUUUCUUUCCUGGACAAUACUUACAAGAAGUUUUCUUAUAUUCAUUCAUUGCAAAUUUAUUUUUUUCUCAUAUCUUAGUUCAUAUAUGUCAUAGAAGUUCACAUAUCAGUGUAUCUUAACACUGCAACUUAAAAAUUAUAUCUUUAAUGUACUCUUUAAUGUUUUAAUCUCUUUAGUGUUGAACUCUUAUAUUCUUUAAUGUUUGCAAGUAUAAUUCAACGCAUGUUUAUAAACAUUUGUAUUGAAGUUAUACUAUUAUACUAAGUUUCCUUACUUCCAUUUUUCAUCAUAUGUAAUGUUUAAAGAAAUAUAUAAAUGAUUAUUCAAAAUGUGCUACAGUUUUUUAAGAAUUAUAAAAUAUUCAGGAACGGGAGAUGUGGGGUGUUGGGGGUGGGGCUGAAAAGAACAGAAUUUAAUUCAAAAAGAAAGGUUGAAUUAAGUGUUCAGAGGAGUUAUUAGAUAAAAAUAUCUAAAUUUAAACUAAACUAAAGUAGUUUAAUUGUUUGUGAUUUUUGGUAAAUUUAAUUAGGAUUUGGUACAGUGGGUGCAAAGUUUGUGCCUGAAUAAUUCAUUCAAUCCAUUGUAAUAUUUUGUUUAAUUGAUCUAAUGAUUAAGAUUAAUAAGAAUAACUACUCAUAAAUUACGAUGUUAAUUACAAGAAUCAACUACACAUAAAUGAAAUGAUGCAUUCAAUUCAUGAUAUUGAUUCAAGAGAAUAGAUAAAAGAAAAUAUUACUAUUACUCACCUUAUAAAUCCGUGAAUUAGGAGUUUACUGUAUAUAAUGACAAAUCAAGUCAUAAAGUUAAAAAAAAAAAAAUGAUGCAUGGUCACAUUAAUAUAUUAAUCUAAACUGAUAAAAAUAACUAGGACAAAAUUAAGGAAUUUUGAGCAUAACGCAAAAGUUAAAAAAUAAUUUGGUCAGAAUAGGCCAACAUGAAAAAGCAUACUAAAAUUAAAUAAUAAUAAUUUAAAAAAAGUAGAUUAUUUAUUCAGUAAAUAAAAUUUGAUCAAAAUUCAGAAGAUUAGGUAAUCGAAAAAAUAUUCAAUUAGUCUGAAAUAAAUUUCUCAAUUCAUAUAAAAGUAGUAACAAAAAUAAAUAAUCAAAGGGCUGCUGUGUUUAAUCGAAUUCAGAAUUAUGAAUAAUUCGUGUUUUGUUUAGAAUCAGCAAAAUUUUAUAAUUGGAACUUGCUUAAUAUUUACUACCCAAUAAGAAUCAAUGUCUUAAAUACACAUAACACUAAAUGCAUUACAAAUGCUUAAAUGAAAAUAAGUUAACAAUUAAAGAAAUAUGUAAUAUUAAUUUACUCUGUCACAUGUAAUUUAACAUUGUGUUCAGUAUCAUAGUGGUGGUCAGUAUUAAGUGGAUGGUUUAAGGGUUAAAACCAAACUCCAGAAACAAUUUUUUUUU